Molecule: messenger RNA, 2979 nt
Organism: Paramecium pentaurelia
Lineage: Eukaryota; Ciliophora; Oligohymenophorea; Peniculida; Parameciidae
Source: the annotation of a GenBank genome assembly
AUGAAUCGACUCAGUUCUUAGCCAAAAACUACCAUCCAAACAAAAAUGACACCUAUUGAAUACAUGCUACACAAAAAUAUUCCAAUUCCUAAUCAAGCAAAACAUCCUCAUUCUGAUUUAGAACCAAAUUUACAUAAAUCAGAUCCUAUACAAUAAUCUAUUAAUACUAAUACACUUUCUUCAUCCCAUUAAUUUGAACUUAAUAAUUUAAAAAAACUAUUAGAUGAGAAGACAAAAGAAAAUUAAUAUCUAAGAUAAACUGAAAAUCAAUACAAAAUACUAUCAAUUUAGUAUUAAGACACCAAUUAAAAUCAUUAAAUUGAAUUAAAAUAACUAUUAGAAUAAUUAGAUACUUAUAAAUAAAGAACAAAUCAAUUAAAAAUUCAAUUAGAAGAAUAUAUUCAUUAAAUUAAUUUGGGUAAUCAAAAAUAUUAAGAAUGUUACUCUUAAAAAGAAGAAUUAUAAAAAAAUCUUAAAGAUUAAUAAUAAUAAUAUGAAAAUUUACAAAUUUAUGUUUAAAAUAAAUAAAAAGAAUUCAUAUAAUUAUAAGAUAGAAUUAAUAAUUUAGAAAAUAUUAAUGAAUUAACUUAUAAUUCAUUAUCUAAUGAUAAUUAAAAGAGAUCAUAAAAUGAUACUCAAAUUAAAGAAAUUAAUUUAUUAAAUUAAAUCAAAAAGUUAGAAAAUAGAAAUUCUGAAUUAGAAAAUAAAUUAUCUUCUUAAGAAAUUGAAAGAAUGCAUUAUAAUUAAAAUGAUAAUGAUAUUAAAUAUAUUAAAAUUGAAAAUGAAUAAUUGAAAUAAAAUUAAUAAUAAAUGAUGUUAUAGAUACAAUAAUACAAAAAUAUAUAGAAUUAAUCAAAAAUUAAGGAAGAUAGUAACAUUAAAGAUAAAAUGAGAAUUAUAGUAUUGAAUACUGAAAUUGAAAGAUUAUGGUCAGUAAUAGAAGAUUGUGAACAUAGAAAUUAAACAUAAAUUCAAUAGAUAGAACAUCUUAAACAAUAAAUCGAUUUAUUUGAAUAACGAAAUUUAUAAUUUGAAUAAGAGUAAAUGAGAAAAUUAUAAUAUGAAUAAGAUAUAUUGUUAUUAUAAUAGCAAUAAGAUUAUUGGACAUAAAAUCAAAAAGAACUCUAAAAUAAAUAUACUUUAUUAUCUACAGAACUUGAAAGAUUAAAUAUAAUUUUAAGAGAAAAAGAUAUAAUGUAAAGUAAGUAUUAAUAUGAAAUUGAAUCAUUAAGUAAAUAAUUAGAAUAAAAAUAGAAAGAAGUAUAAAAGUAAUAGAAUACAAUUAUAGAAAUGGAAAUUGAGAUAAAUAAUUAUUAAUAAGAAUCAAUGCUUCUUAAUAGUGAUAAUGAUAAUUUAAAUAUGAGAAUUACUAAUAUGGAAGAGGAUAUGAAUGCUUAAAUUAUAGAAUUAACACAAAAUUUUAAAAGAGAAACAUAAAUUAAAGAAUAAUAACUUAAAUAAUUAUAAUUUUAGAAUAAUGAAUUUGAAAAAUUAAUACAAAUUUUAAAAUAAGAAUAAAAUAUCAUAGAUUUUUAAAAAGAUGAUGAAAAUAGAAAAUUAUAAGUUAUUGAAAAUGAAAGAAUUAUUUUACUUUAAGAAAUUAAAGAUUAUUAAUAAUAAUUGUAAUUUAAUUAAAAAGAAAAUAAUAAACUAAAAGAAGAUUUAAUUAAAGAAAGAAUGAAAAUAGUAAUUUUUGCAAGUGAAAUAGAUCGAUUAUGGUAAGUAAUUGAAGAUUUCACAAAUAAUUUAAAAGCUUAUGAAGAAUAAUCAAAUUUAUAAAAUGAAAAAAUACAUUCCUUAACAAAAUCAAUAUAAUAAUAUUAAAAUGUUAUAUCUAAACAAGAUUAAGAUAGGAAAUAAUAAAGUAUAAUCAUUAAUUAAUCUUUGGAAUCUAAAAUAACACUUUUAUCGAGUGAAUUAGAGAGAGUUCGAGAUCUUUUAAAUGAGGAGUAAGUUAAAGGAUAUGAAUAUGAAAUUAAAUAAAAGACAUACCUUUAAGAAAUUGAAGAACUUUAUACAUAAAUUGAUAUAUUUUAGUAAGAAAUAUCAAAUUUAUAAAAAAAUGGAUUAGAAUCUAAUGAUUUGGAAAUGAAAUUUUAAGCUGAAAGAAUGUCUUGGGAAACUUAGAAAUAUUAAUUGAAUAAUUAGAUAUAAGAUAAUGAAUAGAGAAUAAUAAUGUAAUCUUAAGAAAUUAAGAGAUUGAAUAUUGUUGCAGAAGAACGAAUUAACGAAAUAGAAAGUUUAAGAUUACAAUUAAGAAAUUAAUAAUAGUUUAAUGAUUAUGAUUAAUUAAAAUAGGAAUAUACUCUAUUAGAAUAGUAAAUUAUGGAAUAUGAAUAAAGUAAUUUAAAAUUAAAGGCUAACUUACUUACUUUGGAAAAAUAAAAUUAAUUAUUGGAUUUAUAAUUGUAAGGAAAAAUAAAAGAGAUGGAUGAAGCUUAUAAUUUGUUGAAUAAAUAAAGGAAAUAAAGUGAAUAAGUUAACAAAGAGGCUGAAAAUCAUCGUAAAACUUUUACUUUAUUAUAAUAAUAAAAUAGUAAUUUAGAGAAUUAAAUACAAUGUUUUUAAGAAUAAAUUCAUAAGAUUUAUAGUGAAAAUGAAAAUUUGUAAUUAUUAUUUUUAUUAAGAUAGAUUAUCAUAAAUGUAAUAUUUACAAAAUUGUUUAUUAGAUAGAGAUUUAAUAGUACAAAGUAAGAAUUAAGAAUUGAGUGAGAAAAUAAAAGAAAUUGAUCAGAUGAAAAUUAAAUAUGAAUAGAAAAUUAAUGUUUCUACUUUGUAAUCAUCAGUUGUUCGUGUAUUUUAUUUAUAAAUUUAAAAUAGAGUUCUUCUUUAACAAGAUAAAUAGCAAAAUCUGAAUAGGAAAACAUUUUUUCAGAAUCUUUUUCAAAGUCCAAAUAUAUUUCGACAUCAAUUAUAUCAAGACCUCCUAGAUAAGCUAUGGCUAAAAUUGAUACAGAAAAUAAUAAUUAAUAUUAAUGA